Coccomyxa subellipsoidea C-169 is the source of this 5337-nucleotide messenger RNA. RefSeq lists its product as hypothetical. NCBI's taxonomy places the organism in Eukaryota, Viridiplantae, Chlorophyta, Trebouxiophyceae, Coccomyxaceae. Gene Ontology annotation, molecular function: protein kinase activity; ATP binding. The record is from RefSeq and is a predicted model, not a curated record. Gene Ontology annotation, biological process: protein phosphorylation. The transcript is spliced from 41 exons. The coding region runs from base 1 to 5337 and encodes 1778 amino acids.
AUGCCGGGGCACCACUUCAAGGUCUCGGCUGUGCUGCCCAUUGCAGCUUCUGACUACUUCAUCGAGCGUGACAGCGCCGCCUUUCGAUCCCUCAUUUCAAAGAGCAUGAAGGUAGGAUCACUCGAUAUCGUGGACGGCUGGAUGGAGGGGGAGGCGGAGGUCUACAAGUUCGUGACGAUGCUGGAGGUGGAUAAGUACGUGCCGAAGGGCUUCCAGAGGCACUUCGCCAAGCAGGGCCUGCAGUACACCGACAUCAUCACCUACGACCCCAAGCUCAUUGCCUGCCCGCCCUACCGCCUGCCCGUCAAGAGCAUCGCUCCAAUCCUCCCAGAUAAGUCGCGCAUCGAGUGCGUGCUCACGAUAGAGGACGAGCAGCCCGGUGUGAGCUGCCGCCAGACGCUGGAAGGCGAGGUGGAGUUCAAGCUGUUGGGGUUGGGGCACCUGGCACAGCGAAUCGUGGUUGACAACCUGGAGAAGGUGUACCAGGGGAUGCCCCUGGUCGUGCAGAGGUGGGUGGACUUCAGGAACGAGGUGUUGCAGCACGAGGGCGGCAGGGACAUUCUGGUCUCUGGCCGUCCGGACAACCAUGGCAUCGGGUGGAUUAGUAACCGCAUCACUGCGAUGGUGCAGGCACCUUACAGCACGCAGCAGUUGGAGGAAGCUGCCCAGCCGGGCAGUUCAGCUGCCCAGGUGGCCCUUCCAGCUGGCAUAGCUGCCGUGCCUGAUCAGGCAAUGUCCAGUGGACAGCAAGAAGGAGGGGAGGACGAUGUCUACUAUGAUGCUCUAGACGACUGGGCCUGGGCAGAUGAAGAGGCCAUGUUGGACAGCUGCGCAGCCACACAGGCAGCUGUGAGGACGGACCACGCGGCGGCUGCUGUGUGGAUCCGGCAAGCCUCGCAGAAGAGUAUCGAGAAUGCACGCAUUGACAUCACAGCCGCAGCUGACACCAACCACACACCAAGCGCUCCCGGCGAUACCCAUCCAGAUGGGAUGCACAAGCACCGCAGCGCCAUUGGCAGGCGCUUCUCCAAGACAUUCCACAAGAACCAGGCUGCCUGGGACAAUUUCUGGGAUCAGCACCAGGUCCCUGUGCUGCAUGCAAUGCCCAAUUUGGCUGCCCGCCUGUCACACCUUCUUCGCAUGGCCAUAGGAGCGGGCCACAUGGCACGUGCCAAACUCGCCUAUGAGGCCUUGCAAAGAUUAGCUGCACAGUGGGCAACCGCUACAGGUGUCCAAGGUGGACUGCGGAUUGCUGGGAGCGGUGGAGCAGUUGGAGAGCUUGCUAUUCCCAUUAUUCUGGCCAAUGCCACGGCCGUGUUGACACCCAAAUAUGGACAAUUUGAUGUGUCCUACCAGUCAGUGGACAGCCCUCAGGACGUCAAAAAUGUCCUGUCGGGAGCGGAUGACUUUGCACUGUCCUACAUCCCACUCACGGCCCAAGCUUACAAGUCAGCCGGCAGGGUGCUGUUGCAAAUACCCUGGGCCAUCAGCAAUAUGGCAAUGAUCAUCAACGUCCCAGGUGUGGGCACCGGGCAACUCCGACUGAAUGCAAAGCUGCUGGGGAGCAUCUACCAAUGCAGCAUCACCAAUUGGAAUGACCCCGCCAUUGCCAUGAUCAACCCAGGCAUCACGUUGCCGGACUUGAAGAUUGUCCCGGGGGCGUUCUCAUCCAACAAGGCAACGACGCAGAUAUUCACGGCAUACCUGGCGACUGCGCCUGGCUGGAAAUUGGGAGUGGGCAUUCAGCUGCCCUGGACUCGCUGCGUGCAGCAUGUGCUCACUCCUGACAACAUGCUUGAAGCCGUCUCCAAGGCUCCAGGAGCCAUCAGCUAUAUUGGCGCCUGGCGGGUGAAUGCAUCUGCCCCUGUUCCGACAGCUGUGCUGCAGAACGCUGCUGGCAACUAUUUGGGACCCACCGCCCGUUUUGGCAUCGACUCCCUGAAGCUUCCCUCCAGCGUGGCGAGCCCCGACUGGGCAGGCGUGGAUUUCUCAGGUUCAAGCCUGCAGCAGGCAGAGGCCAUAAGGGAUUUGAUGGCCUACUUUCUGUCGGAUGCGGUCCAAAGCAAUCUCACUACCCUCGAUCUCGCGCCCAUACCACCUGCCAGACGGGCAUUGUUUCGCGCUGAGGUCGCGCAGAUGAUUGUGAGACCAACAAACGGCUCCACUCAAGGAGCUGCAACUGCUCUUGCUCCAAAUGUUCUAGAUGGGCUAGUCACAAUGGGGACAGUGGUGGAGGGGAGCGGGGGUGCAUCAAUCCAGAAUCUGAUCUACAGAACCAUCUCAGACGGGUCCGCCGCGAACAAGUUUGGCGCUGCCACGAUCAACUAUGCGCCGACCGACAGCAUCCAAGGGAAAGCAGGCGUCGUUUCAAACUCCUUUGCAUAUGGGAUUUCCACCAUCGCGCUGACGGCUGACGAGAUUGCUGCUGCUGGAAGGCCACUCGUGCAGGUUCCAGUCGGCUUCAGUCCCAUAGCCAUUGUGCACACAGUGCCAGGUGUCAAAGACGGCGUUCUGCGCCUCACCCCGAACAUCGUGGCGCGCAUUUUCCAGUGCACCCUCACGAACUGGAAUGACCCGGAGAUCAGAGCUGUCAACCCUUCGGUGACGCUGCCCGAUGUACCGAUCGCGCCGUUCGGCCUCGCUGAUGUCAGCGGGACGACGGAGUUGAUGUCAGUGUACGCAGCACGCAGCCAAAACUGGACGCUCGGCGUGUCCACUUCUCUUGCAUGGCCCCGCUGCGUCCGUCGCACCAGCGGUGGCAGCAACGCCGUCUUACAGUCGGUCAAUGGGACCGCGAAUGCAAUCGGGUAUGUGUCUUACAAUGCGCUGGUCGCCGUGGGGCCGCAGCUGCCAGUGGCGUCAGUGAUAAACAAGGCAGGAGUGUACGUUGCGCCCAACGCAUCAGUCUUCCCAUUCUAUAAGGAGGAGCUGCCCGACAACAUCUCCUCGCCCAAAUGGAAUGCCCUAAGCCUGAAUGACACCUUUCGGACCGACAAGUACCCGAUUGGGAGCCUCAUCUACAUCAUUGCAGAUCAGGAUCUCAGCGCAGUGGGCUAUUUACAGGCUCUGACUGUGCAGCAGCUCAUCCAGUACUUCCUGUCGGACACUGUGCAGGCCAACCUGCAGAGCCAGGGCGCCUCGCCAAUGAUUGCCACUUACCUUCCUCAGGAACGGCAGCAGGUGGCAGCGCUCAGAGUGGAGUCAGAGUCCCCAGGGGCUCCUGGCACUCCCAAGGGUGGCGUAGCGAGGGCGCAGGCGGGCAGUUCUAGGGCGGGGUUCCCUUGGUGGGCAGGGCUGAUAGUGGCCCUCGCAGCUGUGGCAAUUCUUGGCGCUGCUGCGCUGGCGGCUUGCUUAGUCAUCCGGCGGCGGCGGCGGCGGCGGACCAGCGAGGGCGCUUCCCUUGUGGCGGCGGGGGCACGACUGAAGGAUGAGGAGGUGGGGGCCAAGAAGGAGGUGUUCAGGUUCGACAGGGGGUCCGAUGACCCCCCAGACCGGGGGAACCGAGCGCAUGAUGCCAGGUCUACUCCGCCGUCGGGGAGGCUCAAUCGCACACCCAGCGUGGACAGCGAUCACCUCAUCGUCGCGGGUGGCGACCCUGUGCUGGACCAGCAGGGCAUCGCCAGCGCCGCAGGCUCGCUGGAGCCUCUGACCGGCGGCGGCAGCAGCAGCAGCCACAGCGGCCACCGCAGCGUCCGGAGCCAGAACGGGACGGCGAACAGUGAUGUGCAGAGCAUGCCGAGCAGCCGCGGUCAGAGCCUGCAGAACGAGCCGGCCAUGCAGAGCCUGCCGGGGCUCAUUCGCGCGCGCGCCAACUCCAUCGACAUCGAUGAGGUCGAGCGGGGAACGCUGUUGGGGAGAGGGUCAUUCGGGAAGGUGUAUCAAGGAUGGUGGCGGGGUGGCAGCGUGGCGAUAAAGAUUGUGCCGCACGAGGGGGAGCUUGGAGAGAAAGUGGACGCUCUGCGAGAGUCGCUACUCUGCAGCGCCAUCCAGCACCCCCACAUUGUGACCACGUACAAGGUGAUCACGCUGCACAAGGGCGCCGCGCAGCAGCGCUUGCGGCAGCAGGAGGCCUCCAUUCCAGAGGGAGUCGUCAGCUCGCCAGAAGGCUCUGCAGGCACCGGCACGAGCCAGAGCAGCCCCGGCAUGAACCUCAUGGAGACCUGGAUCAUCAUGGAGUACUGCGACCUCGGGUCCCUGGACAGUGCCAUCUCAGAUUGCCGCUUCCAGGACCUGGAGUCCAUGCUGCUGCGGCUGCUUGAUGUGGCGUUGGGCAUGGACUAUUUGCAUAAUCUUGGGAUUCUGCACACCGACCUCAAGCCCUCCAACGUGCUCCUGAAGACUACUGCAAAGACCCAGAACGACACCACGGGCUGUACUGCAAAGUUGGCGGACUUUGGGCUGUCGCGCGUGCUGGAGACCAAUGCAACCCACAUCUCCACCAACACCAUUGGCACGAUCGCGUACCAGCCGGAGGAGGUGCUGCGGGACGGCCAUGUGACGCCGGCAUCUGACGUGUAUAGUUUCGCCAUCCUCAUGUACGAGAUGUACACGCGCAAGCACCUCUUCAAGGGCAUGAUGCACUCGCAGGCACGCCUCUUUCGCGACUCUCCCGGGACAGCCUCUAGUAUGUUCUUCAAGGUGUUCAACGGCUACAGGCCGCCGAUACCGCUCGGCAUGCCCAAGGGGUUCCAGGAUCUGAUGACCGCCGCCUGGUCGCACAACCCGUCCGAGAGGCCCUCCUACCGCUCCAUUGUGAAGGCCCUGCAGCGGCUCAUACGAGAGCACCGGAGGGCGAUGGGACGAGCGACCUCGGUGAACCUGGAUGACGUGCUGCCAAUGGAGCCGGCGAUGCUGUUUCCUGUCGGCCCCGCGAUGCCCAUCCGCGUUCCCUCGGGGCCACCUCCGCCCGAGACGUCGUCGGCCGACUCAUCCAGAGCGCGCGAGAUGUCCGGCGCGUCUGUCUUGUCUGCACACGCCGCCCAGAGCCCCGGGACACCGGACGACUUUGAGCGGGCGCUGCAGGAUCUGCGCGCCAAGGCGGCCGCCGGCCGGCUCGCCCCGGCCGCGCCGUCCGCCACGGCCCCGGCCCCGGCCGCUGCGGCCGCGCCGGGGCACAAUGGCGGCAUCUCGGCAUUCGCCGCAGCCGCGGCCGGCUCCCCGCGGCACAGCAGCAAUGGCAGCGGUGGCAGUGGCAAUCGCGGCAGCGGCAAUCGCGGCAGCGGCAAUGGGGGGCACGGGACCCCCGGCUUGCCACCAAUGUCCGUGUCGGCGGCCAACGCGCAGCAGCCGCGGCCGAUGUCGCGCGGCAAGAACUAUGACCUACUGCUUGGCGACUGA